CAAUUCAGUGUUUUUAAUGUAUUCGGAGUUGUCCUACCAUCACUAUAGCCAAUUUUAGACAUUUUUAUUUCUCCAUUCUCUCCUCACCUCUCUAGGCCUACGCAACAAAUAAUCUACUUUCUGUCCCUAUAGAUUUGCUUUGCCUGGAUAAUUCACAUAAUCAUUCAUCAACAAGUGGUCUUUUGUGUUCAGUUUAUUUCAUUUGGUAUAAUGUCUUCAAGGUUCAUCCAUGUUGUAGCAUGGAUCAGAACUUCAUUCCAUGUUAUGGAUGAAUAAUAUUUCAUGGUAUAGAUUAUCAACUUUGGUUUAUACAUUCAUAAAUUAAUGGACAUUUGGGUUGUUUAUACCUUUUUAAAAAAUAUUUUAUUUAUUUAUUCAUUAGAGACAGAGAGAGAGAGGCAGAGACACAAGCAGAGAGAGAAGCAGGCUCCUCUCAGGGGGCCCGAUGUGGGACUCAAUCCCGGCACCUCGGGAUCACACCCUGAGCCAAAAGCUGACUCUCAACCUCCUGAGCCACCCAGGUGUCCCAGGUUUAUACCUUUAUGGAAAUUAUGAAUAAGCUGUUACAAACAUCCAAAUAUUUAUUUUUAAAAUUAUUUUUGUGUGAAAUAAAGUGUAAUUUUAAUUUAAAUUAUGACAAAAAAGUGGUUUUUUUUUGUUUUUUGUUUUUUUGUUUUUUACCAGUUCUUAGCUCUGAACUAGGUAUCUCUCUGAUAUUAUGCAGGCAACCCAGUGAGCAUUUUCCUGGACAAAUAGACUUAAAUGAAGGUACACAAAAUGUGAAUAAUAUAUCCUACUGUAUUAUUCUUAUUAGUUAUAAAAUGGCAAUAAUGCCAGGAAAUUGAUAGCACUCUAGAACUUCCUCAAACUGAACGUGUGGAAACCCAAUUAAGCAAAUAAGUCUGUGACAGAGCUUAUUGGGAAGUAUCUAUUGAAGCCUUCCAACUAUAAAAUCAAGGAGUAGGAGCUAUUGCUUUGGUAUAGAUAACAGAAAAGGGAUGGUGUCAGUUCUCAUAUUAUCAUUACAAUGUUACCCUGCAUUUGGUAAUAGAGGAUGUUUCUGUUGUGAAUAUAGUGACAUCAAGAAUGUCACCUUAGGGGCACCUACAUGGCCCCUAAGGGGCCUACCCUUGAGCAUCUGCCUUUGGCUAGGGUCAAGAUCUGGGAGUUCUGGGAUCAAGCCCCGCUUAGGGCUCCCUGCUUAGGGGGUAUCUGCUUCUCCCUCUUUUUGCGCUCCUCCCAACUGCCUGCUCGAGCUCAUUCUCUCUUCAUCAAAUAAAUAAACAAAAUCUUAAAAAAAAAAAAAAGUCAGUGUAAAACAGUACUGGGUAAUAUUUUACCCAGUUUUACAAGAAUAUUGUAUUGAAAACUGACAAAAUUUUCAAUCAAGAAAUGUUUACAGAAAAAUAAAUAUGACAUUCUGAGAAAGUUGGGUGAAAUACAUGUUGGAUAUUCAACUUAAAGAGCAGCAUAUUCAUUGCAUUUAGUUCUAGGUGGAAGGGUCAUGAAUGAAUGAAUCUCUACUAGAUGACGCUCCGUGUCGUCUACAACCGUGUGACAUCAGUUUUUACGAGAAGUUGACCGGUUCAUCGAAAACCUCAGGCUCGUCACCACCGCGUCGCACUUUCCACGGCACCAUCGCACGUGUAUUUUUUAAGAGGCAGCGGCGCGAGAUAACCCGGCGAGUGACCGACCAGUCUAAGUCUACCUCGUCCCCCAUUUGUCCCCCGCCAGCGGCUGCAGUCCCGCCAGCCACCGCCAGGGUGAGACGGAAGAGGCCUCCCUGCCCUCUUGGCUGGGAUCUUGGAGAUCGUACAGCACCAUGACGUGCGCCGAAGACGACCUUUUGGCCCGUCUGGGGAAACUUCGGGAGAAAGUAAAGAAGAAACCAUAACCUUUGUUCUUUGGCAUGGAUAAAUGUUCAUUGAGAGGAUUAGACUUGACUGAGCAGACUCCUGUUUUAUUAGAGCAUAAAGCCAUGGCAGCUAGUCUCACAGAUAUAGGAAAUUCAUUUGGUGACCCAAGUAGUCUUGUAGUUAACAGAUCUAGAAACUCAUUGAUGAAAGAAGAUGAUGAUGAUGAUGUUGUAUUUAUUGAAUCUAUACAACCUCCUUCAACUUCUACUCCAGCAAUAGCUGAUCAAAGAAAUUUUAUAUUUGCUUCAUCAAGAAAUGAAAGGCUACAAGGAAAUUAUUCCAUAAUUCUUCCUUCCUCAAGAGAUUUGGCUUCUCCAAAGGGAAAUGUAAGUGAGACAAUUGUUAUCGAUGAUGAAGAGGACAUAGAAACAAAUGGAGGGGAAAAGAAAAAUUCUUCCAAUUUAAUUGAAUGGGGACUUCCUGGAACUAAAAAUAGAACCAAAGAUUUGGAUUUCUCCACUUCCAGUCUUUCAAGAAGUAAGACCAAGACUGGAGUAGGACCUUUUAAUCCUGGUAGAAUGAAUAUGGCAGGAGAUGAAUUUCAGAAUGGAGGAUACGCAACUCAUCAUAGUCCUGAUUCUUGGAUCUCCCAGUCAGCAUCAUUUCCCCGUAAUCAGAAACAGCCAGGUGUAGAUUUUUUAUCACCAGUGGCCUCCCUUCCUAAACAGAUUUUCCAGUCUUCAGUCCAACAGCAACUUACAAAACCAGCUAAAAUUACUUGUGCACAUUGCAAAAAGCCUUUACAGAAAGGACAGACAGCUUAUCAACGAAAAGGAUCAGUUCACCUCUUUUGUUCUACCACCUGCCUUUCUUCCUUCUCUCAUAAGCGCACUUCAAAGAAACGCAACAUAAUAAGUAAAAAAGAUGUACCUACAAAAAAGGCUUCUGCUGUUCAAGUUGAGUCAAGAGAAUCCUCCCAAGAAUUUUGUAGUAGUACGUCUUUGUCUCCCUAUGAAGACAACCAGAAUCUUAGAAAAAAAGUUAAUAAAUCAAGAUGCAUGAUCUGUAGUAAACUAACAGAGAUUCGCCAUGAAGUCAGCGUUAAUAAUGUAAUACAUAAACUGUGCAGUAACCAGUGCUUCAAUAAGUACAGGCUGGCCAAUGGUUUAAUAAUGAAUUGCUGUGAACAAUGUGGAGAGUACUUGCCCAGUAAAAGUGCUGGAAACAAUGUCCUGAUCGUUGAAGGUCAGCAGACAAGAUUUUGCUGCCAAGGUUGUGUUAAUGAAUAUAAACAGAUGAUGGAAACAAAAUCAAAAAAUUUGUCAGCAUCAGAAAACAGAAAAAGGAAUGCUGUUAGAGAAGAAAAUGAAAGAAAAUUAUAUGGACCAUUGAAUACUCUUUUAGAAAAAAAAGGGGGACUACCAGAACAAAAAGAAAAGACUUCAGAGCUACAGGUUUUGGCAGAAUGUACAGAUACCUUACUGAUCAAACAGGAUGUAACUUUACCUUCUUCUGUGUUAACCAAAGCUGAUAAAUUUCAAGAGCAACUGGAAGAGAAAAAAUCAGAAGACUCCAUUAUAUCAGUUGUACUUUCUACAGACCCAGGUAAAUGGCCCCGAAUUUUGAAUACUAAACAACGAGACAUUCUUGUUGAAAAUGAUCCACCUCAAGUAAGAAAUUUUAACUUUCCAAAAGACAAUACAGGGAGGAAGUUUUCAGAAACUUACUACACACGAAUUCUUCCAAAUGGUGAUAAAACCACUAGAUCUUGGUUACUUUAUUCGACUUCAAAAGAUUCUGUGUUUUGUUUGUAUUGCAAACUCUUUGGGGAAGGAAAAAAUCAACUGAAGAAUGAGAAUGGGUGCAAAGAUUGGCAGCAUUUAUCACAUAUUCUUAGUAAACAUGAGGAAAGUGAAAUGCAUAUCAAUAAUAGUGUUAAGUAUUCAAAAUUAAAAUCUGAUUUGAGAAAAAAUAAAACUAUGGAAGCUGCAGAACAUGGAUUACAUGAGAAUGAGAAAAAUGAUGGUGUGCUGCUAUUGUACAUGUAAUAUACAUGUGGUUCUAGACAUAACAGGAUCUUAUAUUUAUUAAAAAAAGAUCACAACCAGGGCCGAAGGCAGACACUCAUCUGCUGAGCCACUGAGGCGUCCCAAUAAAGGCAAUUAUUAUUUUUUCCACACCUUUUAAAAUUGGCUUUUGAGAGCUAACAGUUGACAUGUUUGGUUAACUUUCUCUUCUGAUUACUUUGAAAGAGGGAGCGAAAGUCUUUAUCAGUACUAGUUUGAAUAAGAUACUAUGUGAAUAUUCAUGUCAUUAUUAAAGUAAAAACAUUCAGAAACAGUUUGAGAGUAGAAUGGAAUCUGAAACUGCAGCUUUUUGCUAUUAAACCAAAUACCUGUGAUUUAUUUCUUUUAGAUAAAACAUUGUUUUAUUAUUUGAGUGAAAUAGCAUUAUUUUUUAUAUUAAAGUGAUUUGCAUUUUAUUGAUCUUAAUUUAUAAAUGUUUUAGCUCUUGUGUGAGAACUAUAAAAAUAAAGAGUGUAUACCUAUUUUUAUGUUAAUACAAAUAUAAGAAAUAUUAAAAAUAUAUUAAGUCAACCUUUAGGUAUUGUGGCAAUUUCUUUUUCCUGUAAAGGAGACUGCGUGCUUGAAAUUUGAGAAAUAAAAGA
Molecule: messenger RNA, 4524 nt
Organism: Nyctereutes procyonoides (raccoon dog)
Lineage: Eukaryota; Metazoa; Chordata; Mammalia; Carnivora; Canidae
Gene: ZMYM5
Product: zinc finger MYM-type containing 5
Exons: 8
Coding region: 1910-3904 (664 amino acids)
Molecular function (GO): zinc ion binding
Source: RefSeq, a predicted model, not a curated record